CCUUCAGGGCCAGGGCUACAGGGGGCUUAAGAAGCCUGACUCUGUAUCAUCUCCUACCAGCUUCACCUUUGGUUAUUGUGAGAAGUCAUUGCUUUGGGGAGUCCUGAUCUGGCUGUGCCAGAUGGGCACUGAGGAGGAAGAGGAUGGCUGGGAAUGAGAAGAGAGAAGCAGAGCAGGCGCUGGCCCCUGACUCAGCAGCAUGGAGCUGGUCCAGGACACCUCCCGUCCUCCACUGGUCAAGGUGAAGGGGGUCCCGCUCAUCAAGUACUUUGCAGAGGUGAUGGGGCCACUUCAGAGCUUCCAGGCCUGGCCUGAUGACCUGCUCAUCAGCACCUACCCCAAGUCUGGCACCACUUGGUUGAGCGAGAUACUGGAGAUGAUCUAUCAGGGUGGUGACCUAGAGAAGUGUCACCGGGCACCCAUUUACAUACGCGUACCCUUCCUUGAGUUUAAAUGUCCAGGGGUUCCAUCAGGUCUGGAAACUUUGAAAGAUACACCUGCCCCUCGGCUCCUCAAGACACACUUGCCCCUGGGCCUGCUUCCCCAGAGUCUGUUGGAUCAGAAGGUCAAGGUGAUCUAUAUUGCCCGCAAUGCAAAGGACGUGGCUGUCUCCUAUUACAACUUCUACAAAAUGGCCAAGCUGUACCCUGACCCUGGCACCUGGGACAACUUCCUGGAGAAGUUCAUGGAUGGACAAGUGUCCUAUGGGUCGUGGUACCAGCACGUGCAGGAGUGGGGGGAGCUGAGCCGCACCCACCCUGUGCUCUACCUCUUCUAUGAAGACCUGAAGGAGAACCCCAAAAGGGAGAUUAAAAAGAUCCUGGAGUUUCUGGGGCGCUCCCUGUCAGAGGAGACAGUGGAUCACAUCGUCCAGCACACAUCCUUCAAGGAGAUGAAGAAGAAUCCCAUGGCUAACUACACCACCAUACCAACUGAGAUGAUGGACCACAGUGUUUCUCCCUUCAUGAGGAAAGGCAUCACAGGGGACUGGAAAUCCGUCUUCACUGUGGCUCAGAAUGAGCACUUUGAUGCCCACUAUGCUGAGAAGAUGGCAGGCUUCAAGCUUAACUUCCGCUGGCAGCUCUGAGUGGUGUCGUGGGGAGCCACUACAGGGGGGAAGCGUGGGCACAAGCCUGACCCAUGACCUCAGGAAUAAAACAUGAUGUGUCCAACAAGAGGCUCUGUUGGAAGCCAGGAGAACACCUGAGACAAAGUAAAUCCCACUGGGACCAAGUAGGGCCCUCUGCCCCACAGUCUAUAGCUCCUACCUGCUCUGUCGGGGAAGGGAAAGAGGAUCUGCAGGAGGUAGACCCAAGAGACAUGAGAGAAGAGGAAGAAUAUUUGAUCCUGUAAGAUCCUCUUUUGUUUCUCCCUCCAGUCUGCUGGCCAGCUUCACUUUUUCUUGGACUCCUUACAAGCCACAUCUCUCUCACCACUUAGCUGCAUCUUGAACCCUUUUCAUUUUUUAUUUUGAGACAGGGUCUCACUACGUUACUGAAAGUCUCCCUGUUUUGCUGAUGCUGAUCUCAAACUUGCAGUACUCUUGUCUCAGCCUCCACAGUCACUGGGAUUAUGGUGUGUGCACCACUACGCUGGACUUAGAACAGAGCCUUGAGGAGGAGGAAGUGAGGACAGUUAAGUACCUGGGAUUGGAGGCAGGGCCUGAGUUCAGCAGGUAUGAGGAGAUAUAUAAGCACUAAGGUGGCGAGCCUCUUGGCUAUGCUCCAGGAUGGUUUUGAGGAUGGUUCAUGGUUUGAUUGAAGGCAAAUGCUGGUUGGAGAUUCAGCAUCUGAAGGAGAUGCAAUAUGGCUACUUAGAUGAAGGCUGCAUUUCCAGUUGUUUAUAGAUUGGAAUUCAAGCAAUAAGAGUAUGACGUUUUAGUGCGAUGGACGAAAGAGGGAAUUGGCUGAAAUCCAAUAUUGGACAGUCAGAAUCUCUGACUCGGAAAUUCAGGUACAUUGGAUGAAGUACAAGAGAGAGUAAUUGGAGCCCAACUGAUAGCAGCAGCAGCAGCAGUGGGGUUCAUUGGAGAGAACAGGGGUAACACAAACAGAGAGAGAAACACAAUAGGGCAGAUUAGGCACAGGAAAACCUAUAGAACGAAAAGCAGGCUGAACUUAGCUGGACUAGUGGCUGCACAGUGAACUGGGUGCCUGAAAAGUGUUCUGUUUCUCAACUGGCAAGUGGAGAACAAGCGCUGGAUUCAUCUUCAGGCCAUGCUGCAGCCUGGGGAGCCCUGGAGAUCACAGCAAACAUAACCGUACUCUCCUGGCAAGUGCCUACCAUGUGGCCUAGUGUGUGCCUAGCAGAAUAUGAGUGAAACAAACAGGCACAGAGAUACCUGUCCCCAGGGGGAUUCAAGUCAGAGAUAAGGAAGGCAGUGCACCUCACUUUUCCUUUGAGUCUGAUAACUCGUGACCAGCUGAAGAAGGUUAGGGAACUGAACAGGUGUGAUUACCUUGAGAGUUUCAGCCUGGUAAGGUUGUAUUCAUGAGCAGUGAAAUGUGUGAGACCUCUGGAGGGUUGAUUCCCCAGCUCCCUGAGUUCUCGGGAGGCUUCUGAGAUCCAGAUUCCCAGUAGAGACUGGUAUCUGAUUGUCACUAGGGGUGUAUUGCUCCAAUCUCCACAAUCUCUAUUGUGUAUUGCUCCACACAAUAGUGCCCCUUAGGAAUGAGUAGACCUAAGCCAUAAUUUCCGUUCUAGAACUCUGCAGUAGCCCUGUCCUGGGAGUGCAUCAGUCUGGUCUGUCCAGAUAAAGCUCCAGUUGGCAGUACUUCUCAGAGGUAAUGACCAUCUAUCCCAGUUGACAGUUUUGUCCACCUCAGUGGAGACAAUCCUUUCACUUUUCAUUACAAAUCUACUUUCUUUCUGGUAUCGUUUUGUUGUCAUUGUCAGGAAAUAAACAUCUCAAUAAUAACAGUGAAUAUAAA
Molecule: messenger RNA, 2930 nt
Organism: Marmota monax (woodchuck)
Lineage: Eukaryota; Metazoa; Chordata; Mammalia; Rodentia; Sciuridae
Product: sulfotransferase 1A1
Exons: 8
Coding region: 200-1087 (295 amino acids)
Biological process (GO): sulfation
Cellular component (GO): cytoplasm
Molecular function (GO): sulfotransferase activity
Source: RefSeq, a predicted model, not a curated record